AUGGCCAGCUACUCGCUGCUCUGGCCAUUCCAGCUAUUGAUAUUUGAGCCAAUGUACCUGUUGCUGAGCAAAUUCUCUGCCAUUCUCCUCGUAUGGCUCCACCUCUGGCAGACGGGAUUGGCAUUCAUAGAAGUAUUCUGUGGCAUGAUUUUUGCACCAGUAACGGAUCCUAUCUGGCAUUGUGCCUACAACAGGGUGCUGGAACUGGAUGGAGGCGUCUCCAAGCUGGAAUUCCGCUUGGUGCCUGCUAUCUUCGGCGCUUUACUUAUCCCUGCCGCAAUCUUCUGGUUCGUCUGGAGUGCUUACCCUUGGGUGCACGGGAUUGUGUCUGUUCUCGGGUCUGCCGUUUUUGGCAUGGGAACUCUGUUGGUUUGUACAUCCAUAUUCAUCUUUGUUGGUAAGCUGGCCAACGGACUGAUCCCAGACAACGUUUAUAAGAAUGUCUUUUUAGUGGACGCCUACCUGAUAUAUGCGGCAUCGGCAACAAAUUCUUUUGCACAACCUGCAUUUGCAGCCGCAUUCCCUCUUUCGGUCUUCGGAUGUAUCACACAUUAUUAA
Messenger RNA from Pseudomassariella vexata, 558 nucleotides. RefSeq lists its product as uncharacterized. NCBI's taxonomy places the organism in Eukaryota, Fungi, Ascomycota, Sordariomycetes, Amphisphaeriales, Pseudomassariaceae. Gene Ontology annotation, molecular function: transmembrane transporter activity. The transcript has 5 exons. Bases 1 to 558 code for a protein of 185 amino acids. Gene Ontology annotation, biological process: transmembrane transport. The record is from RefSeq and is a predicted model, not a curated record.